AUGACUAGGUUGAAGAUGUCAAGAGCUCGUGGCUACUACGGGAGUACCAGUAACUAUGACACUGAAGCCCUCGACAAAUUUUGUAGGACGCUGAGAGCCAUGACCCAAAUCAUGAAAGAGUCAGAGUCGGCCCUAUCUACCCCUGCCCCAGAGCAGAGUGAUGGUAAUCUGAAAGAGAAGUUUAAGACGUUGGCACCCCCAAUUUUCUCAGGGCAAGGAAAUGUAGAGAAAGUAGAGAGAUGGCUAAUGCAAGUGGAAAAGUUCUUUGGAGUUUUGCAGUGCUCAGAUGAGCAAAAAUUGAGACUGGGUACCUUCAUAUUAGAAGGGGACGCCGAAUAUUGGUGGCAUUCGAUCCAGCAGGCCUGGGAGGAGGAAGAGAUAGAACUUACUUGGGAAGGAUUUCUAGAGGCCUUCAACGAAAAGUACUUCCCUGAGUCGAUAAAGGAAAGGAAAGAAGUUGAAUUCAUAGAGUUACAACAAGGGAAUUUGACCAUUGAUCAGUAUGUGGUAAAAUUUUAUGAAUUAUUUCGAUACGCACUGCAUAUCAUCAACACGGAGGCUAGAAAGGCAAGCAAGUUUGAGAGAGGCUUGCCGCCUGAUAUGAGAGGAAGAGUUUUGUUGGUCAAUCUUAAGGCCUUCUCUCAACUGGUGGAUUUGGCUAGGAAAGUGAAAAGAGAAUGUGAUGAAUAUUGA
Messenger RNA from Amborella trichopoda, 693 nucleotides. RefSeq lists its product as uncharacterized. The record is from RefSeq and is a predicted model, not a curated record. NCBI's taxonomy places the organism in Eukaryota, Viridiplantae, Streptophyta, Magnoliopsida, Amborellales, Amborellaceae.